UAUCUGGCUCACUUUCCUGUCAUAAUGGCAUCAUCUGUCAAGGGAAAGACCGCGAUCGUGACCGGCGCAGGAUCUGGAAUUAACCUCUGUUUCGCACAGGCUCUCCUCGAGAACGGAUGUAAUGUAGUCAUCGCAGAUCUUGCGUUGCGCCCCGAGGCCCAGGCCGUGUACGACACAUUCACCACGUCGCCCAAAGCAGUCUUCGUGAAGACCGAUGUCGCCGACUGGAGCCAACUUGAACAGCUUUUUACCAUUGCCGAGAAAGAAUUUGGAGAGGUCGGCAUCGUCUGCCCUGGGGCUGGUAUUUUUGAACCGAACCAUUCGGCCUUCUGGUUCCCACCGGGAAGCGCACCGAGCACCGACACGACGGCCAGCAGCCGAUAUGCCACGCUGGACAUCAAUCUGGUUCACCCGAUCCGCAUGAGCCAGAUGGCGAUCACACACUUCCUGAAACACCGGCGACCGGAGGAUAAAGAGCAGAAGAAGAAGCACAUCCUGCUGGUGUCAAGUAUUGCAGGCCACAUGCCCUUGUUUGUUGGGCCACUGUACUCGAUCACGAAGCACGGCAUCAGCGCCCUUGUGCAGAGUCUCGCCCCGCUAGACCACAGUCUUGGGAUCCGGGUUGUCGGGAUCGCGCCGGGGAUUACCCGCACGCCCAUCUGGCUGGAACACCCGGACAAGAUGGCGUUGUUGGACGAGCAGGUGGACGAGUGGGUGCUGCCCGAGGACGUGGCGACGAUGAUGCUCGCCCUGGUGUCUCAGGAGAAGGUGGGCGAGGCCGUCGGCGAGACGGACCAGGAGAAGCUGACCAUCCCUGUUGCCGGGGGGACCAUCCUGGAAGUGUCCAAGACGGUGCGUGCAGUUUCGGUGUUCAACGAUCCUGGACCGAUAGGGAGGGCAGGCAACACCGUUACGAAUUUUAAUGAUGUUCAAGACAUGAUCUUGCAGAUGCUGGGAACCAGUUAGUACCAAGUAGGUAAUCUAUCCUUCUAGUUACAGCGGCAAUCUAGACCCUAUGUCCCCCUUAGGUACCAACUCUCUGAUGGAGUACCGAGUAACUAUGUGCCCAAGGUU
Penicilliopsis zonata CBS 506.65 is the source of this 1074-nucleotide messenger RNA. RefSeq lists its product as hypothetical. Gene Ontology annotation, cellular component: cytoplasm. Bases 25 to 966 code for a protein of 313 amino acids. Gene Ontology annotation, molecular function: oxidoreductase activity, acting on the CH-OH group of donors, NAD or NADP as acceptor. The record is from RefSeq and is a predicted model, not a curated record. Lineage: Eukaryota; Fungi; Ascomycota; Eurotiomycetes; Eurotiales; Aspergillaceae. The transcript has 3 exons.